Phytophthora nicotianae INRA-310 is the source of this 1177-nucleotide messenger RNA. RefSeq lists its product as hypothetical. Gene Ontology annotation, molecular function: mRNA binding. Bases 5 to 997 code for a protein of 330 amino acids. The record is from RefSeq and is a predicted model, not a curated record. Gene Ontology annotation, cellular component: P-body. The transcript has a single exon. NCBI's taxonomy places the organism in Eukaryota, Oomycota, Peronosporomycetes, Peronosporales, Peronosporaceae. Gene Ontology annotation, biological process: P-body assembly; cytoplasmic stress granule assembly.
UGCCAUGCAGCAGCCCCCGCUCCCUCCGAACCCGCCGCAACCUGCCGGCGACGGCAUCCCGUACCUGGGCUCACGCAUUUCGCUGGUCUCCAAGACGGACAUUCGCUACGAGGGUUUCUUGUUCAACAUUGAUACGCGCCAGAGCACCGUUGCGCUGCAAAAUGUCCGCUCUUUCGGCACCGAAGGCCGACGUCCGGAGCAUGUUCCGCCGUCGCCUCACAUUCUGCAGUAUGCAACCUUCAAGGCCUCGGAGAUUAAGGAUCUGCAUGUGUGUGAAGCCGCGCCGCAACCUCCACAGCCUCCGCAGCCACCACAACCUCCACAGCCACCGGUACAGCCUCCAGUUCAGCCUCCGUUGCCCUCUGGUCCACCACCCCCGCCAAUAACAGCCCCGACACCCGCUCCCGCGGCUCCCAAACCCACUUUAUUGACCCCCGGGUCGGUCUCUAGUGCUCAGAAGCAACAGACUCAGAUUCAGGAACAUACUCAGACGCAGAAUCAGAGUCAGCGACGAUCUCAGACCAAUAAUGCUCGUACGAUCCCCGGCAUGGGCGGCCACUUGUUGAAGCGCAAGGAACGUCGCGUUCCUGGAGGAGCUGACGCAGCUGGAGUAGGCCCGGAUGAGGCCUCGGGAGAGUUUAACUUUGCCGAGGGAUUGAACGACUUUAACAAGCAGCAGGAGUUCUCCAAGCUCGAGGAAAGCGCCAAGCAGGAGCCCAAGGGAAGUUACCAAAAGUCUUCCUUCUUUGAUACCAUCUCGUGCGACGCACUGGACCGAUUGGAAGGACAGCGAUCCAGAAUGAGCGGGGCCGAGGAGAGGAAGCUUAACACGGAGACGUUCGGAGCCGUGGGCUUGAACAACCGCCGCAACUUCCGUGGCCGUGGCCGUGGUCGACGUGGAGGAAACCGCAAUGGCAACUGGAAUGGCGGUCGCGGCGGCCGUGGAGGACGCAACAGCAACAAUGGUUUCCCCAGACCGCAACCUGCUGGCCCCUAGAUUAGUGAAGCUGCCUAUUUUGUUGACGGACUGCAGGCCUUCAAGACAAGUUACUGGAUAGGAUAAAAGCAGCAGACAAUGCUGACUCACCACACUAAUGGACAAAACGAAACCCACUCUCGGUUUUCAACGAGUUUAAUCAUUGGUUUUGGAUUAAAACAUGGCAUGUUAUCCUGCAGU